Messenger RNA from Trichogramma pretiosum, 3999 nucleotides. Its product is annotated as transmembrane protein 53. The record is from RefSeq and is a predicted model, not a curated record. Lineage: Eukaryota; Metazoa; Arthropoda; Insecta; Hymenoptera; Trichogrammatidae. Bases 1121 to 2365 code for a protein of 414 amino acids. The transcript is spliced from 5 exons.
UACAAAAGUAGGUAACGUCCUUGACCGUGUAAUUGUACAGUACACGCAACGUGUGCAUCUGUGUCUGUCCGUGCAGCCCGUAUUUAUUUCCCAGAUAGCUGCAGUACUAUAGCGAUUCGCAGCCUUCCUCGCCGCUUACGAAUGUGCAUUCUUGCUUGCGCUCAUAUGUGCUGGGUGUGUGCUUGUGUGUGUGACACCGUCCGCAGAAAUCAUCCAUCCGUGCAGAGGUUACCCAUACAGGCGUACUCACGCAGAUACGAGCAGAGACAAAGUUUCGAUAUGCCUCUCGCGUAGCCGCGCCGAUGGUCUCCGAAUGCGACGAGAGGACCGCGACGAGGGGUGCAGCUCGUUUCAUCGGGCCAGCAGCUGCGCGAGGCAAGUUGCGCUUCGGCGCAACACGUAGCUGCGGACGCGAUCGCAGCUGUGCAUCCUCCUCGGGCUGCGAGACCAGAACCCAGUGCCACAGUGAGCGACGGAGCUCUCGGCGCCUCGUAAUAUAGCACAGCCAGUGCGCGAUUCCGUAUACCUAUAUAGGAUACGGAUCGACGGGCGAAUGCAGUAUCGUAUAUAUCUAUAGGUGGGUGGGCAGGCAGGCAGGCAGCAGCAACACUUGGCCAACAACACGGAGGGAGAGAAUAUCGAUCCUGCAUGUGCGCAGGUGUGCGUGUGUGAGCGAGAGCGUGUGUUAUGCACAGUUAUAAUCAUCCACGAGCACACGACGAUACACACCAAGGCACAGGCGUCGACGUCGGGCGCCUCGCGAGACGAGCCCAUCGGCCGCGCCGAGCGCAAAUCAGAGUCCAUGCGAUAGCUGAUCGCGUCGGAGCGCAGUAGCAGCAUUAGGAGUAGUAGUAGUAGCAGCAGCAGCAUCAGACGAGUAGUGGUCGCGCGACAUGCUGCACACCGACUAUUAACUAUAUAUUCUUCUACAUGUGUAUAUUUAUAUAGUGUAAUCAUUCAAGGCGAAGGGAUAUCGCACCUCUCGCUUGCUGCAACUGCCAUCGCACGUAUCAUCGCUGCGUUAUCAUCAUCGUCGUCGUCUUGUCGCUGUCGGGGGCUGCACGCAGUCGCAAGCUCGCUCGUUCCAACGUAAAUAUCCUACGCAAAAAUCCAGAUAAAAAUGAGCGAGAGACGAUUGAGCGACGAGCUCGAGUACCACAUCACUUUUCCGGGCUCGGCAACGCCUGACAAGACCAAGUCCAGUUCCGGAACCACAAAGACGACGACGACGACGACGAGCAUCGUCAAUGAACAGCAGCAGCAACAAAAUCAGCAAGAACAACAGACACAAGGAGCGCAAGCACAGCAACAGCAACAGACCAGUAAGAUUGUCAACGCCGACGAUUUUGUCUUUGUUUACGAGGAGCAAAAGCGACCGCUCGUCGUGCUGCUCGGUUGGGCUGGCUGCCAGGACAAGUAUCUAGCCAAGUACAGCGCUAUAUACGAGGAGCGCAGCUGCAUCACGUUACGCUGCACAGCCCCUGUGGAGUAUCUGUUCUGGCGUCGCGAUCGUCUGCCGCACAUAAGCCGCCAGCUGAUCCAGGUGAUCGCCGACAAGUGCACCACCGAUCAUCCCGUCUUUUUUCAUGUGUUCAGCAACGGCGGUGCGAUAUUUUACCAGCACAUCAGCUAUGCCAUGCAGCAGGCCGGCUCACCGCUCAAGGUCAAAGGAGUGAUUUUCGACAGUUCUCCGGGCGAACGGCGCAUAACGAGCUUGUACAGGGCCAUCAGUGCCAUCGUGGGUGGCCACCCUGUGACCAAUCUGCCGAUCUCGCUCGUCAUCACAUUUUUCCUCUCUUUCAUUUGGCUCUUCGAGAUAAUUGCCCACGCCAUCAGUAAACGCGGCACCGUGAAAACCGACCCGUCGGAUCUCGCCGAGGAGACGUACUCUUGGCCACAGAUCUUCCUCUACUCCAAUACCGAUACGCUGAUUCGAGCGAGCGACGUGGAGCGCUUCGCGACGAGACGAGCCGAGCGCGGCGUUCGCACCCAGCUGGUCCUGUUCACGGACUCGCCGCACGUCAAGCACUUCGCCACGUAUCGCGACGUCUACAUCAGCUCGGUCUGCAAUUUCAUCAACGAGUGUCUGGCAACGGCGGUCAUGGGGCCCUGCUGUCAUCCCGGCAACAAGAAAAAAACCACGGCCGCCGGUGCCAGCAGUGACAGCAGCAACAGCGGCGUCAAGAAGAGGAAAGAUUCGGCCGAGAACGAGGACCAAAGUCGACGCGAGGACGACGACGAGGACGAAGAGGACGAGGAGGAGGACAGCCAAGACGUUAACGAGUCUGGCUCCAGCGUGGCCAAAUCGUUGAUGCACUGCCUCACGAAACGCAUAGUACUACCCAGCGAAGUUAGCUCGCGUUGAAUGAUGCGCAUGGAAAUUGCGUACCUUAAAAUUACCCUGAAAAAUUAAUGACGAUGAAAAAUAAAUGAAAUCUAUCGGGAAGCAGAGUAUGUAAAAAUCAACACGUACUUGAGCGCGUUAGAUUAAAAGCAUAAAUUGACGCGACGCUAUGCAUAAAAGUAUACUCGUCUUAAUAAUCGCAUGUCAGUGAUCCAGAAAAAUAUCUCCGCUAACCUUUCUUCUCUAUAAUGUGCACUUUCUAUACGAAUCAAGCGAUUUAUCAUGAUAUACACGUACGUCUCCUAAACAUAUGAAUCUUCAUUUUAAACUCCUCCAUGUUCACCAACGAAACUUCAUUGUACUUUACAACUAUAAGGUAUUGUAUCUGCGUCAAAUGUUCAAAUCUUCAAAGUAUAUAAGAUAUUUAACGAAUAACGUACAAUUCCAUUGUAACUAUCGAUAAAAAAUAAAAUGAAAAUAAGGUGAAAAAUAUACGUGUAACGUUCUAGCGCUUAAGAAAUACAUCGGUCUUUCAAAAUGACAAAAAAAUGAUAAAAAAAAGAAUAAACAAACACGACAUAAUCCCCGUGUACAUCGCGUUUAUUUCUUUCCAGUACAAAUCGAUACACGAAUUUACUUCGGAUCCUUAUUGAUGAGUUAGCCUAAAAAUUUUUCGAUAUCAAUGAUUGUGUAUAAAAGUCAAAUAUAUUAUGUAUAUAUUGUAAUCCAUUGAAUCGAAAAGAAAGGUGUCAACAAUCGUCGCUUUUUGUAAUUUUGGAAUGUUAAGUUAAAUAUAAUAUAUGUAUGAGUCUUCCAUUGUAGUAUUUUUUGCGUUUCGAGAAAAACGCAAUGGAAGCUGAAAGUGGAAUUUUUUAUUUGUUUCCAUGUCUGAUUCCGAUUGAAUGAAAAUUCGAUUGUUAGAAAAAGGAGAAGUCGAUGCGCAUAAAAAAUUCUUAUAAGCCGCACUAACAAAUUGAUAUGAUAUUUUGAAUUUUUUUAUAUUUAUUCCACAAGCUCUGAGGACAUUUCUUUAUACUGAUUACUGAUGUAUUUUUUUUAAUAAUAUUACCGAUUGAUAAAAAUAAAUAUAUAUUUAUACAAGUUUAAAUUAUCAUCGGAAAUAAUUGGAAAGCGAAUUAUCGAUUCAACUAUUGCUGGAAGAUCCUUUCUAUGGGUAUAUUGAUUGAUAUUUUAAUAUGAACUUUAUUAAUGAAUGGAAAUUAUCUGUAUAAACUCAUCAAUCAUUUUCUGGGGAAAAGAAUAUUUUUGUACAUCGUUUACUAAAACAAACCCUAUCCUAUUUCACGUUAAAAACAAUAUAAAUAAAUAAUCUGAUGGUAAAAAAUUUCAUGCAAAUCCCAAAUAUUUAAUUAACAAAAUAAAAUACAAUCAUCGAAGAGUUCAUGGUGUAAAAAAACAAUAGAAUAAAAAAAGUACAUUACAGUUGACUAAUUACGAUGAAUAGUAUAUCUGACAAAAUUUAAAAAUUCUAGCUAUAAUAAAAGAAAUGUUUAGAUGUAGGAAAAUACAGGAUGAUCGAGCUGGUCUCGACGAGUAUGUUAGAAACUCAGCUAUGUUACCAAAAUAUUUGUUAUGUUAAUGUAAGUACCAGAAAAAAUUGAGAAUAAUAAAAAUCAUAAAUUAUUUGCUAUUAA